GUGCAUCAGCCCAUGACCCUGUUUGUCUUUAUUGUGUGUGUGUGUGUGUGUGUGUGUGUGUCUGUCUGUGUCUGUGUGUGUAUCUGUGUGUGUGUGUGCAUCAGCCCAUGACCCUGUUUGUCUUUAUUGUGUGUGUGUGUGUGUGUGCGUGUGUGUCUGUCUGUCUGUCUGUGUGUGUGUGUGUGUGUGUGUGUGUGUGUCUGUCUGUCUGUGUCUGUGCGUGUAUCUGUGUGUGUGUGUGCGCAUCAGCCCAUGACCCUGUUUGUCUUUAUUGUGUGUGUGUGUGUGUGUGUGUGCGUGUGUGUCUGUCUGUGUCUGUGUGUGUAUCUGUGUGUGUGUGCGCAUCAGCCCAUGACCCUGUUUGUCUUUACUAUGGGGGCUGUGGUCACUUUUUCACAAGUGAUGCUGUGUGUUUGGAUGUCUGCGAACAUAAAGGGAAUGCGUGCAUUGGUGUGUGUGUGUGUGUGUGUGUGUUAAAUGCAGGUAUUAAUAUGCUUUGAGAGGGUAAGUGGGAAUGUGUGUCUGGAGACAGAAUGUGUGUGAAUGGGUAGAAAAUAUGUGGAUAAUUUAGUGUUUGUGUGGACAGUGAAUACAGGUGUGUGUGUAUGUGUGUGUGCGUGUGUGUCUAUGGGGGACUUGGAAUACCCAUGUGUCUAGUGAGGUGGUUGCAAGAGAGCGGAUGGGGUUUGGGAAGGGCGGUGGCUUCCAGUCUAAAUUCUGCAGCUGUGUGUGUGUGUGCACAGAUAUUUAGGCACACAUCUUUUUCCAUCAUCCUGGAUCAACAUUUCACCAGACAGCUGUACUCCUACCACUGCUACGCUGAAGUCCCAACAUGGUUUUAGUCUCAGGACUCAACACGUGGUCAAACACAGACCAGAAAAGAAAUAGCUCUUGACUUUUUUUUUUUUUUGGCUCACGCCAUUCAGCUGGUUUGGUCAGUGGGGUUGAUGUUUGGAGGCUGUGUGUGCUUUCCAGAGUGACCGCAUCUCCCAGCAUGCACUGAAGUUCUACACACAAACACCAGCUGGCAGAUCAAGGUUACCAUCACCCUGUUCAUUUACCACAAUGCACUCAAAACUCCCACAUUUAUUACAAACACAUGUAUGAUAGGCGUGCUAUAAUCUGUAAAAAUAGUGUAAAAUGGUAGUCUAAACAGCAGGGUGCAUUGAAUGAAAUUGAAAUCUGGUAAACUUGGUCAAAGGACAAAAAUAAUAAUAAAGGUUUCCUGGCAGUUUCUGAAUAAUCAAGUUAAACAACAUAACAUCAAUCCAACUCCUCAGUCUUUGACAACUCUUAGAAUCAGGCCGAACCACAAAGCAGAAGUGUUCCCUCUGGCAGAUUCUUCGUCUGCUCAGUCCAGACACACAGACCUCCUGGCGCAUCUGCCUUUAUUUGGGUAUGCAGAUGAGGUGAUGCAGAGUCACAGCAGAAACUGGUCAUUCCAGAUUUUGGCUUGGUGCCAGUUGAAUUACUGGUAUUUAACUCCAGAUCUUCGGAGAAUGAACCGCAUAACCUGUGGGUUUGUCACCCACUGUGCGUGCACACAUGCUGCACACACCCAUGCUACAAACACACACACACACAGCUGUACACACAAACCCAUGCUACGCACACACAGCUGUACACACAGACAUGCUGCACACACCCAUGCUACACACACAGGUGUACACACACACACCCAUGCUACACACACACAGCUGUACACACACACCCAUGCUAAACACACACAGCUGUACACACACACAUGCUGCACACACACAGCUGUACACACACACAUGCUGCACACACACACAGCUCACCUCCAUAACAAAAAAAUGGAGCACUAAUAAAUGAGAUGUCAUUUGUUGUCACAGAGCAAAUAUUUACCAGAAAGUGUCCCUCUGUUUGAACCGGAACAGUGAUUAACUCAUCUUACAGAAACUAUCGAUGUCACCACAAUAUCAACAUAACAGUGGCAAGGUCAAACACAAGCACGUCAAAACUGGGCUGGCUAGCUGGGUCCAUCAAAUGAGAGAAGAUUUGGGCUAAGGAUGUGGUGAGCUAUAGAUGGAAAGAUAAGUGAGGCUGUGGAAGAGGCAAUUGAGUUGAGAAGAUGGAAAGAUGGUGAAAGAGAGGGAGGAGAGAGAGGGCUUUAGGUUUGACACGCCCAAUCCUGAGGCUAACCUUCUCGGAACAGACGGCGGCGCAGAGUUUCAAAAUCACAGCGCAGCAGCAGCAGCGCGUUAGCGUGUCUGUGCAUCCACUCUUCGGUUUGUGAGAUCAGAAUUGUUUUCUGUAAUGUGGUAAAAAAAAAAUUUCUUUAAAAACUACUGGGAAGGGCGGUUGAAAUUGCAAUGGAGGAUUAUUAAGAAACGAAACGUCCUUCCUGUAUAAACAAGAUGUGAAAAGACUUAAAGAAGCUAGAACGAGUGAGCGUAAUCUACUUGCUGCAAGGGGGGAAACACAGGAAGAUUGGAUACAGGUCUUUUUUUUUUCUUUGUUUUUGUGUACUAAAUUUGGAUUUGAUCCCGGUUCUGGCUGGCCUGACCGGUUGUUGGUUUUUGGCAGAUCUCAAAGGGCAACAGGUGUGAUGUUUGUUUUUGCACUUUCUGGAUAAAGGCUGAACUGGUUUCUGGUUAUGAAUCUGGUCCUGAUUUUUCCUUCAUGCACUAGAACUUAGUUUUGUGUGUUUCUCUCUCCAAACGCCUCCUCCACCCUGCAAACAGACCUUUUUUUUCUCUGCCAAAAAUAUUCUCAAAGAUAGCUGAUGGGCAUAAAAUAGCCACUUGUUUUCUGUUUAAACUGACUGAAACUCAGGUUUCUUCUACCUUCUUUCUACGGCUCUCUCUCUCCCUCUGUGAGCUGGCUUUUUAUGAGGCUGAAGCAGGAGUGGCUGUUGAUAAAGUAAUACUGUGAGCAGAGGAAUGGAGGGAGGAGAGCUAAAUCAGAGUAAACACACAUGUCUCACUCUCUGAUUAUUCCAAAUUGUUUUUGAGUCACAGAGGAGCACGCACGUGCUGGACGCUACUGUGGAUCCAUACUAGCUGACGGAGUCUCCACUGAAUACAGUGUGGGUUGAGAAGGAAACAAAAAAAAAGGAAAAAGAAAAUCAAGGAAGUGACAUUUUUUUAAAUUAAAAAAGGGAUUAUAACAAUAAAAGAGACGGAAAACAUCAUUGUUAAUAAUGGUGAAGGACACUUCUGCUGACACUCAAACGACCUUGCGCUCUGGCAGGACUGUCCAAUGUGGCAGGGGGAGGGGGGUCGGUGGUGGCAACAGCGCGGGGCGGCGGAGGCUCUUCCCCCUGUUGCUCUCCCUCCCCCUCUGCGCGCUGCUCUGCCUGGGGGGUCUCGCGGAGGGUGGGCUCCACUCCAGCUUCCUGCAGCGCCGGCUGAGCGUGCGUGAGAGGAAGGAGAUGCAGCGGGAGAUCCUGUCCAUCCUGGGGCUCCCCGGCCGGCCCCGCCCACACCCCCCUCUGCGGCCCCCCUCCUCCGCCCCGCUCUUCAUGUUGGACCUGUACCACGCCGUGUCAGGGGAAGGGGAGGAAGCCCCUGGCUUGGGCCUAAAACUGGACAAGCUGAGCCACGUGGCACUGCCCACCCUGAGCACCCACACCCCGCCCCUCGGGACCGUGGUCAGUGAGGCUGACACCGUCAUGAGCUUCGUCAAUGUGGUGGAACAGGAACGGGACCUCCUGCAGCAGCGGCCGUACUGGAAGGAGUUCCGCUUCGACCUGACGCCCCUGCCCCAGGGUGAGGCGGUCACGGCUGCCGAGUUCCGCAUCUACAAAACCCUGAGCAUCGGCCAGCGGAACCGCACCCUGCACAUCUCCGUCUACGAGAUCCUGAAAGAGAACCGCCACAGGGAGCCCGAGCUGGUGCUGUUAGACAUGCAGUCGGUGCCGGCAGGGCAGGAGGGCUGGCUGGCAUUCGAUGUGACCUCAGCCAGCAACCGCUGGCUACUGCACCCUCGCAGCAACCUGGGCAUCAGGCUCUAUGUGGAGACAGAAGAGGACCGCUCGCUGUCGGCGGGCUGGGUGGGGCUGGUCGGCCGGCGGGGGCCUCGCUCCAAACAGCCCUUCAUGGUGACGUUUUUCCGGGCCAGUCAGGGUCCCUAUCGGGCGCCUCGCGCACUCAGACACAACAACCAGCGCAAGAAGAAGCCCAAGUACGACCUGCCCCACCCCAACAGGCUACCCGGGAUAUUCGACAAUAACCAUGCCAACAGUGGGCGCCAGGCUUGUAAGAAGCAUGAGCUCUACGUCAGCUUUGGAGACCUGGGCUGGAAGGACUGGGUUCUGGCACCGGAGGGCUACUCAGCUUUCUACUGCGAUGGGGAAUGUCUGUACCCCCUGGGAUCCUGCAUGAACGCCACCAACCACGCCAUGAUCCAGCUGGUGGUUCACCUGAUGAAGCCAGAUGAGGUUCCCAAGGCCUGCUGUGCCCCAACCAAGCUUAGCCCCAUCUCCGUGCUCUUCUACGAUGACAACAACAACGUCAUCCUUAAGAGGCAGCGUAACAUGGUGGUGAAAACCUGUGGCUGCCUGUAGCACAUGUAAACGUGCAUUCGCAGAGCUUUGAAGUAUUCUACACAGAAAUGUCUCUGCUUAGACCAUGGAUUUCAGAGUCAAGGACAGCUACAACAUAUAAUAUGAUGGCUUCAGUCUGGCCUUGCCAUUCAGACACUCCAUGUGUACAGCAAAAGGACUCAAGUGUGCUGGCAUGUCAAAAAAUCUAUUGAAAAAUCAAUUAAACUGAAAAAAGGAGGAACUUACUUUAUCAAAAAUGGAGGCUAGAAAAUGAUGCUCACAUUUUAUUCCUUUAUUGCAUUUUAUUCAAAAUGGUAACCGCAAUCAGUUAAUAAAUAGAAAAUUGAUAGACAGUGCAGCCCUGCAGUUCUUUCAAACCUCAUGUUUAAAUGCUUACUUGGCUAACGUGGACCUGGAAAAUAUGCAGGUUAGCACCUCUCCAAUAACAGGGCUGCUCACUCCCAGUUUGGGCCAAUAUCAAGUACAGGCCAACUGUGGGUUUUUUUUAACCAGAGGAAGAAAAUAAUUCAUUUAAUAUACACACAUUUAUUGAAUAACAAACCAAAAUGUAGGCAUCUUUUCCAUUUCUAUCUACAAUAACACAAACAUAUGAGUUUUAAUCUUAGACAUGACUUUCCUCAAAAAGCCUCAUUUGGCUUUAAUUGCAAUUAAACAAAUUAUUGAAAGUAUAUCUAAUCAUUUUGCAAAUGGGGUGAGAGGGAGGUGGAGGGGUAGUUAAAGUGACUGAAAUCUUACCUACCUCAUGUUUUUUUAAACCACAGGUAGCCUAACACCAUUAGCCUGCAGUGUACGUAAAAUAGGCAGAAAAGCUGCAAAAAAUAUUGCAAGGCAAGAUAGGCUUAGAUGUGUGGGGCCAAAUUAACAUAAUAUUGUGGCAAGGUUAUUUCCCAUGAGAAAUUGCAAAGAAGCAAGAUUUCUAGGUGCAAUGUUCAGUACACACUCAGAAGGGUCCAGCCGAUGGGCAGUAAUGUUAAUCGGAGAAGACCAGGAAGAUCAAGAGGUAGUAGACAAAUAUCUUGCUGUGUCAAGCAAAGGAGACCAUUGCACCAUUGCGCCACAACUACAGGAAGAACUCAAUGCAGCUAGAGAGAAACCAGUUCCCCUGACUACAGUGUAAUGGCAACUAUGAUCUGCUGGUGUAAAAGGAUGUUCUUUUGCCUUUUCUCAAUCUUUUUGGUCCUGUGUUGAUGGUGCUUGGCCCACUGGAGUCCUUUCUGCUUGUUAACAGCACAUAGCCAGGGCUUCUAGACCAGCAGAUCGUAGUUGCCGUUUGACUGUAGUCGAGGAACUAGUUUCUCUCUAGUAGGAUUUUGUUCAUCCUAUAGUUGUGGUGCAGCUGUAAGACAGUUUUUCUUGCUAGACAACACAGGAUAUUUUACAUGUUAAAAUAUCUUAAGCUUCUUUGCAAUUCCUCACUGGGAAUAAACUUCUUGUCACAAUGUACACUUGGCUCCGCACAUCGGAGCCUAACUCCUGCUUUGCCAUAUUUAUUGCAGCUUUAGCAUCUAUUUUACUUUCACUACAGGCUAAAGGUAUUAGGCUACUGGAGAUUUUCAAAAAACUUACGGUAGAUAAUAAUUCAUUCAAAUUAAUUACCCUUCCAGCUUCAUCCACCUCCCACUUUGCAAAAUUAUUGGAUAAAAAUUCCAAUAAUUAAUUUAUUGCAAUUGAAUCCAAAGAAGGGCUGUGUGGUGGUCCAGUUGGUAGCACUGUCGCCUCACAGCAAGAAGGUCAUGUGUUCCAAUCUUGGCCUGGGCCUUUCUUAGUGGAGUUUGCAUGUUCUCCCCGUGUCCAUGCGGGUUUCCUCAAGGUACACUGCUUUCCUCCCACAGUCCAAAGACAUGCAGGUAGACUAAUUGGUGACUCUAAAUUGCCCAUAAGUGUGAGUGAAUGGCGAAUGAAUUGUGUGUGUGCCCAGCAAUAGAUUGAUGACCUGUCCAGGGUGUACUCCUGCCUCUCACCCAAUGCAUGCUGGAAUAGGCUCCAGAACCUCCUGCAACUGUGUCCAGGAAUAAGCAGGUAUAAAUAAUGAAUGGAUAGAUAGAUGGAUGAAGUCAAAAGAGGCUAUUUUGAGGAAAUUCGUAUCUAAGGUCAUUUUAUUUAUAUAAUUUAGAAACAUUUUAAUAAAAAAUAUUUUUCUGCUAUUGUGGGAAAAAAAAUUGAAAAACAAAGUUUGUACUUUGGUUUGUUAUUCAGAAAAGUGUAUAUAUUAAUUGAAUUCUUCUAUUUCUUUUUAAAAAGUACAGGUGGCAGCCUAAUACUUUUGGCCUGUACUGUGUGUAUAUGUAUAUAUACAAGUGAGCUCCAUAAUGUUUCGGACGAAACAUUUAUUGAUUUGGCUCUGUACUCCACAAUUUUAGAUUCAUAAUCAAACUAUUUGUAUGUGAAGUGCACAUUCUCAGCUCUUAUUUAAGGGUAUUUUAUAUACUUUGAUUUCACCAUGUAGAAAUUACGGCACUUUUUAUACAUGGCCAUCCCAUCCCCCCAUUUCAAGGCAUGUUUGGCACAUAUAAAUGUAAUGGAUUCAGAUCUGACUUGGCCAGUCAAGAAUUUUUUUGUUUUUUGCUUUGAAAAGCUCUUUAGUUGCUUUAGCAGUACAGUUGUAUUAUUGUCUUGCUGUAGAAUGAAGUGCCAUCCAAUGAGUUUGGAGGCAUUUGCUUGAACUUGAGUGGAAAAGAUGCUUCCAUACAAUUCAGCAUUCAUUCUGCUGCUGCUGCUAUCAGCAGUUAUAUCAUCAUUGAAGACAAGUGAGUCAGUACCUCUGGCUUCCAUACAUACCCAAACCAUAACACUCCCACCACGUUUCAUGGAUGAUAGGGGGGUGCUUUUGAUCUUGGGCAAUUCAUUUUGGCUUCCACACUUUGCUCUUGCACUCACUCUGAUACAAAUGAAUGUUGGUCUCAUCUGUCCACAAGACCUUGGGCCAGAACUCUGGAGGCUCUUUUCAGUGUUUCUUGGCAACCUGCAACCCGGCCAUCCUGUUUUUGUGGCUAACUACUAAUUUGCAUCUUGUAGUUCUGUUUGUGAAGUCUUCAGUAGACAGUAUUCACUGACACACCGAUGACUGCUGCCUGAAGAGUGUUUCUGAUCUGUCAGAUGGGUGUUUCAGGGUUUUUAUUCAUUAUGGUUAAAAUUCUUUGGUCUUCAAUUGUAGAAGUCUUCCUUGGCCAGUAAGGCCAUGUGCGAUUACUGAGCUGAACAGUGGAGCUUAAUACUGAGCUUAAUGAUAUCUCAAACAGUGGAAUUAGGUUAGCCUAUGUCUGUUUUCUUAUUUCUCAACCAUAAUGCAUUCUUUUGACUUUCAUUGGCACAACUCUGGUCCCUAUGUUGACAAAUGCCAAUAACAAGACCCCACAGACAAUCAAAAGCCUAUAAUCAAAAUUAGACACUGAAAUCUCUCUUAUACCUGCAUUAAGGAAGCAAUUGAACACGCAACUAAUCAGAAACAUGUGCGACGCCAUUUGUCCUAAACAUGUCCUGAAAUGGGGGGACGUUUAUAGUGCUGUAAUUUCUACAUGGUGAUUUUCAUGAUGCAUCAUGUAAUAAACCAUGUUCUUAGUAUGCAUAGUUGUUACUGUUGUAGACUUUUUAAAUAUCUGAGAGUAUUACCAAUGCCUAUAGAUCAGUACUGCAAGAGGAAGCCUUGUACAUUUAUCUGCACACAAGACAACCAAAUAAGUACACCGGAAACUGCAAGCAACUUUGUACUCACUUUAUUUUUCUUUAACUAGUACAAGUUAGUAGCCAUGAAAAAAUUUCAAGGAAUUUUUUUAUUUUUUAUGCAGUUGAUAUGUACAGAAGGUAAAUUACACAGGAUUGUAAGUAUCCUUGCGUGCCCCCCCACCCCAUUUUCUGUCAGUAGAAAACCAAAAA
Anguilla rostrata (American eel) is the source of this 8401-nucleotide messenger RNA. It is a transcript of the gene bmp8a, whose product is annotated as bone morphogenetic protein 8a. Gene Ontology annotation, cellular component: extracellular region. The record is from RefSeq and is a predicted model, not a curated record. The coding region runs from base 3164 to 4528 and encodes 454 amino acids. Gene Ontology annotation, molecular function: cytokine activity; growth factor activity. Lineage: Eukaryota; Metazoa; Chordata; Actinopteri; Anguilliformes; Anguillidae. The transcript has 7 exons.